Raphanus sativus (radish) is the source of this 2764-nucleotide messenger RNA. Its product is annotated as somatic embryogenesis receptor kinase 4. Gene Ontology annotation, biological process: protein phosphorylation. The transcript is spliced from 3 exons. NCBI's taxonomy places the organism in Eukaryota, Viridiplantae, Streptophyta, Magnoliopsida, Brassicales, Brassicaceae. Bases 492 to 2558 code for a protein of 688 amino acids. The record is from RefSeq and is a predicted model, not a curated record. Gene Ontology annotation, molecular function: protein binding; protein kinase activity; ATP binding.
GCAGUACACGUCUCUCUCUUGGAGACACAGAGACAGAGUAUUCAAUGCUUUGUUGCCUUCCCACUUUUCACCAGCUAAGCUCUGUUCUCCCCCUUCCUUUUCUCUCCAAAACAAGAAAUAUUCUUGCACAACUUUGAUUCACGAGAGCUGAAGCUAAACUUUCCAAUUCCCAGAAACAAACAGAAAUUUUUUCUGUCCUAGAUUCUGAAGUUGGGUCCCCUCUUUAAAGUUUUACAUAUUCUCUUCGUCUAGCUCCAAACCCGCAAGAAAACAGAGUACUCUGCUCCAUAAAUUACGUAGCUUUCGUUGAAAGUUUCAUUCCUUUACUUCUUUUUUCCAAGUCAAGAAAGAAAAAAAUUUAAUAGAGAGAGAGAGAAGAAGAAGAAUCUUAGACACUUAGCUUAAGAGAAAUCUUGGGCUCUCGUCAAAAGUUCCCCUCUCUCUGCUUAAAAGGCGAAACAGAGGAAAAAAUAAGUAAGCAAAGAGCAGUAAUGGAUGCCUUAAGCGCCACGUUACUUGUUCUCCUCUCUAUUUUUCUUACAACUUCACCAACUGUUCAAGGAAACGCCGAGCUGAAAUCUCUAAUGGAGCUCAAAUCAUCCCUUGACCCCGAGAACAAGCUUCUCCAGUCAUGGACGUUCAACGGCGACCCAUGCGACGGUUCCUUCGAAGGAAUCGCCUGCAACCAGCAUCUGAAAGUCGCCAACAUAUCAUUACAAGGGAAACGCUUAACCGGGAAACUAUCUCCGGCCGUCGCAGAGCUCAAAUGCUUGUCUGGUCUUUACUUACACUACAAUAGUCUCUCCGGAGAGAUACCUCAAGAGAUCUCAAAUCUCACUGAGUUAUCAGAUCUUUAUCUCAAUGUUAAUAACUUUUCCGGCGAGAUUCCGGCGGGAAUCGGCUCCAUGGCUGGCUUGCAAGUUAUGGAUCUCUGCUGCAAUAGCUUAACAGGGAAGAUACCAAAGAGCAUUGGAUCCUUGAAGAAGCUUAGUGUUCUGUCUCUGCAACACAACAAACUAACCGGAGAGGUUCCUUCCAGUUUGGGAAACUUGAGUAUGUUGAGUAGGAUUGAUUUGAGCUUCAACGAUCUUUCAGGACCAAUCCCAAAAACCCUAGCCAACAUUCCUCAGCUUGAUACACUUGACUUGCGCAACAAUACUCUCUCUGGCUUUGUUCCUCCUGGUCUCAAGAAGUUGAAUGAGAGAUUCCAGUUUGAGAACAACACAGGGCUAUGUGGAAUCGAGUUCCCUUCUUUGAGAGCUUGUUCUGCUUUUGAUGAUUCAAACAUCGAAAUCAAGCAGCCUCAGGGUGAAAAAGACACUGAUAAGUCAACUCUUCAUGACAUUUCAGACUCAGUCUAUCUCAAAAGUCAUUGCAACCAAACACAUUGUCAUAAAACCUCAUCUAAACUCCCACAAGUUGCUUUGAUCUCAAGCGUGAUCACCGUCACUAUAACUUUGUUUGGUGCCGGUUUAUUAACCUUCUUGCGCUACAGAAGAAGGAAGCAGAAGAUUAGUAACACAGCAGAGCUUUCAGAGGGAAGACUCAGCACGGAUCAGCAAAAAGACUUUCGAGCAUCGCCACUCAUGAGUCUUGCCUACACUAAAGAAUGGGAUCCUCUUGGAGACAGCAGAAACGGAGCUGAGUUCUCACAAGAGCCUCAUCAUCUCUUUGUUGUUAACAGCAGUUUCAGGUUUAACUUAGAAGAGGUUGAAUCUGCAACACAAUGCUUCUCGGAAGCUAACUUGUUGAGCAGAAACAGCUUUACCUCGGUGUUCAAAGGAGUCCUUAGAGAUGGUUCUCUUGUAGCUAUCAGAAGCAUCAACAUAAGCAGUUGCAAGAACGAGGAAGCCGAGUUCAUGAACGGUCUGAAGCUUUUGUCCUCCAUGUCACAUGAAAACUUAGUGAAGCUGCGUGGAUUCUGCUGUUCUAGAGGCAGAGGAGAGUGCUUCCUCAUAUAUGAUUUCGCUUCAAAAGGAAAGCUCUCGAGUUUUCUUGACUUGCAAGAAAACGAGACCGGUCGAGUUCUUGCUUGGCCUGCAAGAGUCUCUAUCAUCAAAGGGAUUGCAAAAGGUAUUGCUUACUUGCAUGGAAGUGAUCAAGAGAAGAAGCAUACCAUUGUUCACCGAAACAUAUCGGUGGAGAAGAUCCUACUCGAUGAGCAGUUCAACCCGUUGAUCGCUGAUUCGGGUCUUCACAACCUUCUAGCAGACGAUUUGGUCUUCUCAGCACUCAAAACAAGUGCAGCAAUGGGAUACUUAGCUCCAGAGUACGUCACAACGGGAAGAUUCACCGAGAAAACCGACGUUUUCGCCUUUGGAGUGAUCAUUCUCCAAAUACUCUCUGGCAAGCUCAUGCUUACAAGCUCAAUGAGGAUUGCAGCUGAAAAUGGAGAGCAUUGUGGAUUAUUCAUUGAUGAACUUCUCGGUCAAGAGUUUGAUAAAACAGAGGCGGUUGCAAUGGCGAGGAUGGGGAUAUGCUGUACUCAGGAGAUUCCGGACAAUAGGCCUAAUAUAGAGACACUGCUUCUGGAGAUAAACUGUAUGAUGAGUGAGUGAAUAAGUGUUAUUUUAGUUAGUAACUUCGUUUGCAGAAAACGUUUGUGCGGAGUAUGAUUCUCCGGUUAAGCAGUAUCACAAACAAUUGGUUUUUAAGUUUUACUUUCUUCAGAAAGAACCGGGUCGGUUUACAUAAAUAUAGUAAUAAUUUAUAGAUGAUUUGAUUCGAUUUCAAUUGGAGAAGUAUCAUAUACAUCGUUAUAUUC